This is a messenger RNA of Archocentrus centrarchus (flier cichlid), 668 nucleotides long. RefSeq names its product succinate dehydrogenase complex, subunit C, integral membrane protein (gene sdhc). Gene Ontology annotation, cellular component: respiratory chain complex II (succinate dehydrogenase); membrane. Bases 1 to 510 code for a protein of 169 amino acids. Gene Ontology annotation, biological process: mitochondrial electron transport, succinate to ubiquinone; tricarboxylic acid cycle. The transcript is spliced from 6 exons. Gene Ontology annotation, molecular function: electron transfer activity. The record is from RefSeq and is a predicted model, not a curated record. Lineage: Eukaryota; Metazoa; Chordata; Actinopteri; Cichliformes; Cichlidae.
AUGGCGCUGCUUCUAAGGACGUUGGGCCGGCAGAGUAUCUGUCUCGCCAAACCCCAGUACAGUGUCCUGUACAGACAUGCUGCUCCAAUGGGAUCCACAGCCAAGGAGGAGAUGAACAAGUUUUGGGACAAAAAUGUCAGAUUAAACCGACCCAUGUCUCCCCAUAUCACCAUCUACAAAUGGUCUGUCCCCAUGAUGAUGUCUAUCAUGCACAGAGGAACUGGAAUUGGGCUCACUGGAGCUGUCUCAGCCUUUGCGAUGGCAGCGCUGGUCUUGCCAGGAAGCUACCCCUACUACCUGGAUUUAAUCCACUCACUGUCCAUUGGCCCAUUCCUCACUGGGUUGGCCAAGUUUGGGAUCACCUUCCCGCUGUCUUACCACACCUAUAACGGCAUCCGCCACUUGUGUUGGGAUUUCGGCAAAGGCUUCAAAAUUCCAGAGGUCUACAGCACCGGCUACACAGUCAUUGGGCUGUCCGUCCUCACCUCCGUAGCCCUGAUGAUGAUCUGAGCUCAGGACCAGAAGUGAUGAGCAGAGGGAAUUAAAGUGAAUGCGGACUGAAUAUGACUGUGGGAGUUUUGUUUUGUGUAUAUGUACUGUUCUGGCCUAAAGCGGACUGGUGUCAUCUAAGUGUUAAAUAAAGGAUUAUAUUAUUCUUUACUCAGAAA